This is a messenger RNA of Cydia fagiglandana, 3626 nucleotides long. RefSeq lists its product as uncharacterized. The coding region runs from base 120 to 701 and encodes 193 amino acids. The transcript has 6 exons. Lineage: Eukaryota; Metazoa; Arthropoda; Insecta; Lepidoptera; Tortricidae. Gene Ontology annotation, cellular component: lysosomal membrane. The record is from RefSeq and is a predicted model, not a curated record.
CAGUCAAAUCUAUCAAAAUGGCAGCUUUGUAUUGAUGUCGAAAAAGUUAAUUUAUUUUACAAGAUACUGUGAAAUUUUUUAUUGAACCUUUAAAACUCAAUAUCAUCAAAUCCCGCGACAUGCGUUGUCUAAUAGUUCUAUUCGCUUUGGCCGCUACAGGCGCAGUCUGUGUGUCGGGGCAGUCCUACGAAGAUAAGCGGUGCAAGUGUGUGUGUCCGAGCCCCUCCGCGGUCCUCAACAACAACUCAACUAGCAACAACACCACAUCAGACAGGAAACUCUACAUCGCCAAUGUACACCCCAAUAAAUGUAACUGCGACGGGGUGAUUUUGCCACAAGUGGGAGAACUCAUCAAGGGCCGGGAGCAGGAGUUCUGCCCUCGCUGUGAGUGCAAGUACGAGAACAGGAACACCACCAUCAUCAAGGUGGUGGUGAUAAUAGUGAUCUGGGUGAUAAUGCUGCUGGUGGUCUACAUGGGCUUCCUUAUAUGUCUGGACCCGCUCAUCAACAAGCGAGCCAAGGCUUCUUACCAAGAACACACCAAUGAAGAUGACGAAUCCUCAACUGUGGGCGCUUCAGGCCAGCCGAUGGGCGUGCGGGGCAACGUGUUGAACCGGGUCACUCACCAGCAGGACAAGUGGAAGCGACAGGUCCGCGAGCAGCGACGCAACAUCUACGACAACCACACGAUGCUCAACUAGUAGUCAGGCCGACGGGGUCCGCCGGGCGCCUGGACUACCCCCGUCCGACCCUCCAGGGGCCCAUUUCUCAAAAGCUUGUAACUUGUAAUACAAGUGGAAGUCCCUUUCUAACAUAUGCUGUCAAAAAGUGACAUCCGCUUGUAUUACAAGUUACAAGCUUUUGAGAAACGGGCUCCAGGGGCCCAUUUCUCGAGCUAUAUUAGUCUAAUAUUAUUAGUGUGUUGUCAUGGCAACCCAUACGAUUUGACAGUUGGUGGACUAAUAAUAUUAGUCUAAUAACGUCUGAGAAAUAAGCCCCAGCGGGGCACGGGUUAUUCGCGGGCGGUCUAGAACGCAAAUGACUAGUGUAAUAUUUUUCACCGCACCAGCUCGGAAAGGCUCACUUUGCUCUACAAAAACUGAUAGAAAAGUUGCAUUUUAUUCACGUGUGAGGCAAAGUAAUCAAAUGCUAAUUUUGAGUUAUUUUCUUAUGUUUGCUGGUAAAAUUGACUUUUAAAUGAUGAUUUUGGAUGAUAAAUAUUUAAUAACAUUCAUUUGGAUUGUAUUUUCUUUGAUAUCUAACAUUUAAUAUUUGCUUCGGGUUGGUGUGGUGAAAAAUUUUGCGUUUCGCUUGGGGGCAACUUUUGUAGGAAAAUAACUAUUUUGUGUAUUUUUUUUUUUCAAAAUUUUAGACCCAGUAGCAGUAGUUUUGGAGAUAAAAGGGGGUGGGGGGAUAUUUGUUGGCUAUUUUCUUAAAUAACUUCGAACCUAUGUAUUUUAUAAUUAUAAAAAAUACGUUGUCCAUAUUUGGGUCACUAAUUUACAAUUGUGUACCAAAUAUCAACUUAAUUAGUCCAGUAGUUUCCGAGAAAAUAGGUUGUGACAGACAGACACUCCUACAGAGUGAUCCUAUAAGGGUUCCGUUUUUUUCCUUUUGAGGUACGGAACCCUAAAAAUAGCAAAAAGGCGUAUUUCUGUAGUUAAAUGAUUAAAGACUAAUCAAUCCAUUUAAUCUAGUAAUGAAUAAUUAAAUAAAUGUUAUUAAGUAAUUAUAAUUACUAUUGUAUUGUCAGAUAACCGGAUGUAGAUAUAUCAAGUUUGUAUGCAUUAAUAAAUUCGAUAUUGAAUUAUAAAAAAAGUAUUUGUAAUGAAUUAAAUGUAUAUUUAGGCCCACUUGCACCAUUCCACUAACCCGGGGUUAACCGGUUAAACCGUUAUCCUAGUGUCAAAUUGUACUGGUAACCAUGGCAACUCCAGGUUUAACCGGCUAGUGGGAUGGCGCAAGUGGGCCUUACUUAGAUUAAAUGUAAAAUUAUGAUAAUUACUAAAUACAGGGUGAAAGUUUAUUCGGUGCCCUAUUUUCAACGUGUUAUUAGAACGUCAAAAAUCACUUUAUUGGAGGUGGAAUGAAAUACAUACGAGUAUAGUUAAGUUUAUCGACAUGGGAACUCGCUACAGUCAUGUCUAUUGAUUUUGCUCCCGGAAAUUCGAUGUCUGGUUAUUAUAAUUAUUCAUAUUAAAUUACAUUUUCUCUAUAGUACCUAUAUAUUCUGCUUUUGAAAACAUAUGUACGAGUACAAUACGAUUAUUUUAAUGAGAUUUUUUUUUUUUAACAAGCAGACACUUCUGCGAGCGAUGCUGUUAAGCUUAGUUUUUUUUUAAAGUGGAAUAAUUACUGUCUUGCGUGAACUUGAACUGAUGGUAAUCCGUGUAAUGAAAUUAUUGUACCGAAUAUAAUUUCACUACCGGCGCGAUUCGGGAAAUGAAUUAGACAUUCACUAGAUUUGAAAUAGUAACGAUAUGUGACCUUCUACGGCAAAAGGUACCCUAUGGCGGUUGGCGCUUACGCUAUUAUUAACGCCGCUCCAAUAUUAUUGCGGCAAUAACGUACCUUUUGCCGUGGAACGUCACAUAUCGUUACUAUUACAUAUCUAGUGAAUGUCUAAUUCAUUUCCCGAAUCGCGCCGUACGUUAGAUGUAAUACAAUGUAUUGUUAUUAAUAAAAUUAUACGAUACAAUUAUUAGUAAUAAAUCAUUAUGAUUACAUAAAUUAAGUAUUAGAUUUGUUUUUUUGUAUAUGUCGUUUCUUUGUAUUAAUUAUUGUAAAUCAAAUAUUUAUUGUAUUAGAUGUGUAAAGUGUAAGAUAAAUUCGUGGUUCGUACUUGGCAGCUGAUGUAGAUAGCGCUGUACGGCUAUUAAAUAUAUUACAUGUGACAUAGGAAACUUUCAUUUCGGAAAUGGAAAAUUGCAAUUCCUAUAACAAAUAUACAGGUGCUUCCUGUAAUAGGAGCAAUAAAUUAAACUAAAGGCUGUACUCCUCAAACUGACCAACAUUUGUUCAGCAACUUUUAACAAUUAUGAAUCCUUUAGACUUCCUCUUUUUCAUACAAAAUAAAUAUUGCCUUCAAUGUACGCAGACACCAGUGUGCUUGACGUUACUUGUCACGCUUUUAACAUAACAAAAUUUACAAUACAUUGCAUCUUAGAAUAAACUUUAAAGUGUAAUAAAAAUCAAACCAUGAGUUAUUUUCAAAAGUUGCUGAACAAAUGUUGGUCACUUUGAGGAGUACAGACUAGUCUAUAUUUCUAUCUGUUACAGAAAACACACUGUACAUAGCUACCUUAGGCCGGUCCAGAACAUGCACUUAUAGGUCUAGUAAAAGUUUCGUGGUUUUCGAGAUAAUCGAACUUUUCUGUCUUUUUAAAUAAUCUAAUUAAUUAAAAGAAUGUGUCCCUGCCCUGUCGGUUGUUAGAAGGUUAUCCAUUAAUUACUGGGCACCCUGUAUAAUAAGUUUCCGUCAUUUUUCCAAGUGGAAAUUUCCCAAUUUUCGACACACCAGUGCACUGAACAUGGCGCCAUCUUUAGCUGUCAAACGCGAUUGGUACUUUAAACAUCUUAUAAAAUGAAUGAAUCUUUUUUGUAAAUAAACAUUGUGUCGCAUUGGA